UAAGGUACGCCCCUCUCUUGCAGUCUGCCGCAAAACUCUUCUCCGUGUGGGAGCGGCUUCUGAUGAAGGAAUGGAGAAUCAGCGAAACAGCAGAAUAGUAAUUCAUCUCCAUAAAUCAUUCGUAUUACAUUCACGGUUCUACGAAAACACGCAGAUGAUAAUAUUGUUGUCUCUGUUGAUUCUGGAAGGUGUUUGUAAUGCAGAAACUGAAGAGAAAAUGUCAGUGAUGGAAGGAGAUUCUGUAAUUCUACACACCAAUCUUUCUGAAAUACUGAACGACGAUACUAUACUCUGGGGAUUUGGACCUAAAGAAUCAGUCAUAUCUACAAUAACUAGAAAGAACGACUUGACCUCAAUUUUUUUCACCGAUGAUGUGACAUUCGCAGGCAGAUUGCAGGUGGACCAACAAACUGGCUCUCUCACCAUCAGAAACACCAGGAAGAUACACUCGGGACAAUAUAAACUAACAAUCUCUAGCAAAAAGACCACAUCCAAGAUAUUUCAUGUAAAUGUCAUUGAUGUGGUUGAAGAGACAGAUGGAGUGAAGUCAGUGUCAGUGAAUAUAGGGGAAUCUGUGAUUCUACAGAAUGAUGCUGCUGAAUUACAGAAAGAUGAUCUGGUCAUAUGGAGGUUUGGAGAUAAAGGCCUCCUCCUAGCUAAAAUUGAUGUAGGAACUGACAAUCACUCAUUAAAUGAUGCUGAUGAACGAUUCAGAAACAGACUAAAACUAGAUCAAACUGGAUCUCUGACCAUCACAAACGCCAGAACCGAACACGCUGGACUGUAUGAAGUACAGAUCAGAGGCCGCGGGAGCUCAAAGCAGUUCCUUGUUUCUGUCAGGGCUGAUUUGGGAUGGUCUUCAGCUGUGAUAGUUGGAAUAGUUGUUGCUGUUCUGCUGCUGGCUGGACUUUUAGCUGCUGUUGUGAUUUACUAUCGCCGCAGGAUCUCUAGAAUCAAAAAUCAAGAGGUGUCCGAGAUGGAAGGAAGAACUGUCGCUCUACGGACUGGUACCAAACUACAUAACGGUGAUGAGAUAAAGUGGUGGUUCGGACAUGACAACAAUCCAAUAACCCAAUUCAGUGGAUGGACCAUUACAGAUGAUGAUAUAAAUUGUAAGGUUACUGAUGAGAGAUUCAGAAACAAAGUGCAGCUGGGUGGUAGGACUGGAGAUCUCAUUAUCAGUUAUAUCAGGACCAUUCACUCUGGAGUCUACAGAGUACAGAUCUCCGGCAAAACCAGAAAAACCAAAUACAAGAAGAGAUUCUUUGUUACUGUCAAUGUGGAGGAAGUGCAAGUAAAGGUUGGAGAAUCUGUCACUCUAAAGACUGAUAUUGAAAUAAAGGAAGGAGAUCUGAUCCUGUGGACCUUUGGAGUUAAAAACCAUCUUGUUGUUAAAGCUGAAUCAGGACUACCUGUUAUUAAUGAAAGCUUCAGAGGCAGACUGCAGCUAAACGAACUGCUGAUCAAUGGAUCUCUGACUAUCACAAAAAUCAAAGAUGUAGACUUUGGACAUUUUCAACUACAGGUCCUCAACAGCAAACGGAACAGAUUCAGGAGAUUCAAUGUGAUCGAUGCUUCCGAAGAAGGCAAAGAUGGGGAACAGAUGGAAAUGACCCCACUGCAGUCUCAAGAGGGUGAAAACUAAGAGGAUGAGCAGCAGGGGACGAGUUCACCUCAAUAAGACACGCCCACCACUGUCAAUCUUUGUGACAUCAUCAACUGAUUGUGAAAUUUGUGAGCGGUCGCUCUGGCACGACCACCGUGUUGUUAAACUCAUGAGAAACAUCACAUGACAGCGCAGUGCUUCGAGUGUAGAGCCUGUUUAUUCUCCCCGUGUCGGCAGGAGUUUCAUAGACGCACUCAGCAAAAAUGAUGCAAAUAUUGAUGGUUUUCACGCUAAAGUAAAGUAAAAGACCACUUCUGAAACCAGAGAAGGUGAACAUGUUGGUAAUCUUGUGUGGAAUUAAAACAAACUUACAGCACUGUCACCGACAGCAAGUUUAGUUAUACUUUUCUUUUAGUUUUAUUUUCAUUUUGAAAAGUUUAUCAUUACUGUUUACCUCACAUUAUGCUACAGAUGCUCUCUUUUAUUUUUAUUUUUUUAUUUUAAUCCUCUUUGUUUGCUAAACGUUCUGUCAUUUAUGAGUCAGUAUAUCCUAAUACAGCAUAUAGUGUAGGCUUAUGCCAUGCCUCAUCUUAUUAGUUUUUUAUAAUAAACAUUUUGUUAGCUAGUUUGUCAUUGAAUCUUCACAAAAUUAAAAUCUCAAAUAACACUACUGAUGAAAAAGAACAGGUUGAAUCAAAUCAACUGUUCCUGAUCAUCUCCAGACUGGAUCUCUUCUCUUCAAUUUCCCUAAUUGCAGAUCCAAUCAUUAGAUCUGUCAUCAUUAAUAUGUUUAUACUUAAUCCCCAAGUUAAUUAGGUUAUUCAAUAAAAAGAUAAAAAACCGCCACUGGGUUUGAGUUACUAAUGAUCAACAAUUAACCUGGUAAAAAAUAUUUAUUUAGAGUUGUCCGUUUUAUUUUUCAUCUUCAUCAGUAAUGUAUAAUUUUAUAAACAUCCAUUCAGUCGUUAACUUUUAAAUGCAUCAUUAUGCAGAAAAUAUGAGCAGAAAUCUCCGCAUGAAAGACCCGCGACUGUCAGAUCAACGAGCUGCCUCUCUUCUCUCCAGUACUGUAGGAAGUUAAAUCAAAUGAAAAGUGGAAGAUGUUAAAUGUGACAAGAUGAUUGACAGGUCAGUUUACAGUGACGGGGCAUUCUUUAACUGCCUUCACAGGAUUACUUCCCCUUAAUUAUUUAAAUGCUUAGUGAGGGGGAAAUUACAGCAGCUUUUAUGGAGAAACAUAGGUUAGAAAAAAAAAAACGUGUUUGUGUAUUGUUAGAUGCUAGUUGAUAUGGCAUGAAAUGGCACAUGUAGAAAUGUAUGUAAUCCAAUACUUUAAAAAAAAACUUUAAAAGUAUUGUGUUUAAGCUAAUGUUUUGUCACACCAGGAGCCUCAUUUAUAAAGUUUGCAUGUUCAGAUUUGAUCAUAGAGUGUGUGUAGGCUUAAAUCUACGCUAACAGUCAUAUUUGUAAAAGCUUUCGUUUACAUGGAAGAGUGCCUAGCAUCACAACAGGUUCUCGCACUUUUUCUUGUCAGAGUACUGCAGGUUUUUGGAAAUGUAAGCUGUUCUUGCAGCUCGAUGUUCCAAACUAAAGAAUUUAGAUGAUGACUGGUGAUCUUUUAAAUGUUAAUGACACUAAUAAAGAGUUUUUUACAAGGCAGAGAGCUAAAACCAUUCAUUUGCGAUUGAUAGAAUUCACAUUUGAAAGAGAGGCAUACGUGUGUUUUCGGUGAGUACGUUCAUUCUAUGAAUCACAUGUACACAUGUUUGAGAAAUUAUUGUAAGAUCAAAUUUAGGAUGGUUUCUGUGCAACAUUUUAUAAAUGAGGCCCCAGGGGCGUAGCUGUCAAAUACAAUAAUUUUAUGUAUUCAUGCAUUUAUUUUUUUUAUACAAGGAUACAUUUUUUUUAUAUUGUACUUUGAAUAUGAUAUAAGAAAUCAAAUACACUGCUGGACAAUAAUCAAUGAUUUGUAAUCUAUAAUUUUUUCAGUAGGCACUUUUAUGAUUGUUUUAUAUGCUACAAACAAUUAUUUACAUUUUCUGCACAGAAUAAAGUAGAAAAUAUACUUUAUAGAUUCUGUACUGUAAUAAAUUAUAUGUAAAUUAGCACUGCAUCAUUCAUAGAUUGAAUUUCUUGUGUUUAUUGUCUUAAUGUUUCCCCAGUUCAUUCUGCUUUUUGUUUUCUUAAGCGUAGCUGCAUAGAUGUGUUUGUCCAUAUUAGGCAUUUCCUGGCACUUCUUAAGCCUGAGACACACUGAACAAUUUUCAACAAAGAUUGAAAGAUUGGGAUCGUGAAACAAUCAAUUUCAAAUUCAAAUUUUCUCCAUUCUGUCACCGAUGGAGUUUCGGUUCCUUGCCGCUGUCGCCUCUGGCUUGCUUAGUUGGGGUCACUUCAUCUACAGCGAUAUCGUUGACUUGAUUGCAAAUUAAAACAGACACUAUUUCAACUGAACAGAGAUGACAUCAAUGAAUUCAAUGAUGAACUGCCUUUAACUAUCAUUCUGCAUUAUUGACACCUUGUUUUCCUAAUGAAUGUUGUUCAGUGCUUUGACCUUGCAUUCACCACAACCCGAUGCCAAUCUUUCAUCUGGGACAGCCAAAAAUUGUGCAGUGUGUCUCUGGUUCUUUGAGCACCAGAUCACUUCUCUGUCGAUACGAAAACGUAUUUAUCUCAUUUGAAUAAAAUAAAAUGUUAUAGUAUUUAACUUUCCUUUCUAUCAGCAAAUGAUGAUUCAUUUGCUUUGUUGACUAACUCAGAGAAAGAGAGAAAAAUCUUUCUUCAGUCGAUGCUAAAUGAAUGAUGCUAAUGCAGAGUUAUAGUUUGAGAUGUAUUAAAAAGAAAAAGCAGUUACUGUCGUAAGCAAGUAUAGCAUGCAUCAAAUCUUUGUGGUUCCCAGCAUAUGUGUUAUGUCUAAUAAAGAUUUCUGAUUAA
Carassius gibelio (silver crucian carp) is the source of this 4537-nucleotide messenger RNA. RefSeq lists its product as uncharacterized. The record is from RefSeq and is a predicted model, not a curated record. Lineage: Eukaryota; Metazoa; Chordata; Actinopteri; Cypriniformes; Cyprinidae. The transcript is spliced from 7 exons. The coding region runs from base 71 to 1645 and encodes 524 amino acids.